Molecule: messenger RNA, 4653 nt
Organism: Paramuricea clavata
Lineage: Eukaryota; Metazoa; Cnidaria; Anthozoa; Malacalcyonacea; Plexauridae
Source: the annotation of a GenBank genome assembly
CCUCAAUCCCGUAUAGAAACGAAUUGCGCGCUGAAACACACUUUUAUACAGAACUGAUAGAUAAAGUUAAAAAUUAUUAUGUACUAUUUAAAACACGAGCAUGAACUUUUAAUAACAGAUAUAAAACACGAGACAACAAUCAUUGAACAAUAUUGUUACCAAUUCAGGCUCAACAAUGUUGUUCAAUAUUGUUGAUAAGUGUGAACAUAGAACAAUAUGGGCAGCACAACCAUAGAGGCACAACAUUGUUCAAUCCUGUUAAACAGCGGGCUCAUAAUUUUUACGCGUGUAGUAUCCGUUACUUUCGAUACCUGUCGGUCCGCGGAAAACAUUUUUCAUUACUGUAUGUUGACCUAAAUAAAGCUGUAACUAUAAGUAAACCAAAAGCACAAAACAAAAUAAAUAUUUUCUUUAUAUGACUUGGCGCACCAUAUUUUGAAAAUUAAGAGUUAGUUUAGUGAUUUAUGAAUCUCUUAUUCAACCAAGAAGUGAAGUUAAACAGAUUGUCUAAAAAAGGGGUGCACAAGUAUCGACCGAUAUCACGUCAGUAAUCGAUACCAUUGUAAUCGAUACCGCUGUUUGUGGCAUCGCUGGUAUCGAAUACCGGUAUCGCCCAUCACUACAGGUAGCAUCGGGUUCUUGGAAAGUGUUUAUAUUUUACUAAGAAAUCGACUUCAACGAAUUCUUCACUGGCACUUAAUUGGGUCCUCUACAGUAUUUUGGAUAAAAGUGGUCUUGUAACGGUUUUCCUUCACCAUGGAAUUUCUUCAAACACGACUAAUGCUUUCUCAUUUGGGGAAUAUAAAAGCCAGCAAUUUGACCUGUGUCGCAGAAGAUUGCCAUGAGAUGAUGUCGAAAUACAAUUGUUCAUGUGUGAGGCCUCUUCCCAAUGUCACUUGUGAUGAAACCCCAGAUGAAACCUCAGUCUCAGAUCUCAGUAUCCCCAUUGUGUUGUGGUCAAUUUCUGCAUUCAUUUUGUUGCUAUUAAUCCUUGAAUUAUUUGCAAUUCGGUAAGUCUCAAUUUGUGUCAUGCUGAAGUAACGUUUACACGCUGUGAUCUGUCGGGCCGAUUUUAGUCACGAUUAAUCGUAGCGUGUAAAUAACCAUCCGAUUUUAUCGCGAGCUCUGGCAUCAGCAUAUCCCAACUCGCAAAAUCGUGAACAAAUUCUGUAGCAUUGCUACAGAUUUUUCACGACUUUUACGAUUUUUCAAGUUGCUAUGUAGCCUAUGUUUUCAAGUUGCUACGUAUACCAGUAUGACAGGUACUUCGGACACGCAUAAAUAACUUUACUGAGGCGUAGCUAAAAUAUUCUGGCAGCGAUUGUAAAAUGUCGGGCCAGUUUUUAAUCAAAAUAUCACCAAUGAGAUGCAAAUUGUUGAAAAUCUUUCGCAGAAAAGUGUGAAUUUCUCAAUUUUCUGCUAAAGCUGCGCCAAAACCUGCACCAAUGGGCAGUAGCAGAAAGUUGUCGCGAAAAAAUAUGCGGUUUUUGGGCAUUUCCGAAAUUUUCACCGAAUUUUCGAAUCCUUUCAAAUCAUAAUUUCAAAUAUAUUAAUAUAAUGCUCAAUUGCUCAGUUCACCAAAUUUUUGCCAAAUUGAUCUUUGGGAUUAUUCUGCGCCAAACCAAUAUUUGUGAUCAAUCUGCGACAAAAACGUGCGCGAAAAUUUGUUCUGCGCUUUUUAAAGAUCUUUCGGAAAUACGGCCUCGGCCGCCUCAAAUUCACCCCCGCCGCUUGUGCAAAGGCACAUUUGUUAUACUUAAAAGUUGCUCAUCCGUCGCAUAAACUCAAAAUUUAAUAACAGAACAGCAAAUAUUUUGGAUGAGAAAGGUCGGAUUGUUAUAAACAAACAUAAGAACUCACUUUUGAUAAUUCAGUUCCUGAAGUACAUUAGUACACCACAUCAGUUUACUCACAUCCGUGUGAGAGUGGAUGUGAGUGUUUAUUUUAUCAAAUUAGAUAAUUGCAUUGAUACACACUACCUGCAAAUAGCAUUUGCUAAUCAAGGCAGAUAGCGGAAAAAUGAUUUAGCUUACAAUUCACUCAUAGAUUCGAUUCAUUAAUAGUAAGAAAAGCAAUAAUAGAAACAUUAGAAUACAGACUACAAUUUAUAUACUUUCAACUGCAUGUAGCGGCUUACCAUUGUGCAUCCCAUGGAAAAUUCACAUUUCACUGACCAGAAACUAGCUGGUCUACCCUUGAUUCUAAAUGUCCUAACUGUCAAUUCCUAGGUUUAAAUUUUCAUUCCUGGACAAUUUUUUUGGAAAGCUGGUAUUUUCAAUGGGCAUUAUUAGCAGUGUGGUGACACAGUUCUGUACCAUGCAAUACCUACAAGACAACAGUGAUUUUAUUACCAUCUGGUACAACGUAGUCCUGGGUGCCGUUUCAUUUUUCUUUAUCACAUUUGGCUACCACUUUCUGUUUGUGAAAUCUCCAAAUAACAACAUUGGCUCGCACGACAGAGGGAUGGGACUUGUUGUUGUCUUCAUUACCAUACUGGUUGUUGGUCUUGAAAUUGUACUAAUCGUCAUGGUAUUCAAGCGUGAAAACCUCAGCCCCGGUGUUGCUAUAUAUCUACCUGUUUUUGCAUGCGAAAAGAUCGUUCAAGUUGUACUAUAUAUUGCCAUCCGUAGAUGCAAGCCUGAUCCCAGCUACAGAAGAGGAACAGUGUUCUAUUUUAACUUUUUAUCAUUUUUAAACUUUACCCUCUGGUUACACAGCAUUCCGUUUACAGAUAUACCCAUAUACGACGAAGUGUCACAUAAUUAUAUUCUACAAUAUGUCGACCAAACAUUUAAGGCGUUACUUAUCGAUUACAGACUGUUGUGUGCUUUCCUGUUUUUAGAGCAUGCAUUAGCAAUUGAUGACGACGGACAUGAACAUGUUAACAAUGAAGUCGACAGUGGAUUUCAAAUGCCAAAGAAACGUUACUUUUACACAGCUAUUGGUCUCAGCAUUGGGCUAUUCUUUUUGGUACUGGAAAUCAUAAAUGCUGCUCAAUUCUGGCACAAAAGUCUUCCAAACGUUGUUAAUCUUUUCCCAAUUCUAGUUGAUAUAGGUCUUGUUGUUUUGGGAUACUUGUUACUACGAAAUGUUAAUAUUUCUGUUUUACAUGAUAAAAAAGUCAGUCUUAUCUUGCUUAUGGUUACAUCAAUGGGUGUUGCAAGUAUUGUAUACUUGUUUUGCUUUGGUUUAUUGGCGUUUUCUUCAUUUAAAUAUGAUCACUCUGUUUCGUAUAUGAGAUGGUCGGCAUGUGUGUUUUUUGCAAGGGCAUUUAGCUUGCUGGUCUUGUUGGUUGUUUAUACAGGAAUCCCUGUAAGUACUUUUGAAUUGCGACAGAACUUUAAUACCAAAAACUAUCUUUUUGUCUCUGCUCUUUGUUGCGGGCUGUUUGCAAGAUUUAUUGGGAGUAUCCUUGAUGAAUUUAAAGGUACAAUGCAUGAAGUAGCAGUGGAACAUCUUGAUUCAAAGAACUUUCGGACUCUGCGAGAUUUGUUUGAAAUCGGGCCAUUAUUCCAGCUUGCGACCUCUUUGCAUUUGGCACUUCAUUUCCUGCUAAUGCUUUGGCGCCUUCGUGAGCGACCUAACAAACAAGCUCGUAUAGAUGGGCAUGGUGAACCUAUUAGAGGUGAUUAUGUUGAACCUAUUAGAGGUAAUUAUGGUACACUGUCAGUAAAUGGUGUUGCCAGGCAACCGGAUGUUGAUGUACAUUUUAGAUCGUCUGGUGUACAACAAUUUGAACAUGAUGAUGAUGAACGUACAAGAUUGUUACCGCCAUAUCAACGAUGUUAAUUCUGUGAACUGUGUUUAUGACUUAAGAUGUUGCAAACAUUGUUUUAAAUACAGCAUCACGAAGGCAAGAGACGUACUGGUUUCUGACUAUCUGUUGACUUUUGUGUCUGUUGAUUUACGUAUGUAUACAGUAUAUAAUAUACCGACGACGCUAUCUCUAAUCCAUAGUCUAAGAGCUGUUCAUACGAGGAGGGCCAGCCCGACAAGCCGGGAUGAAUCUUGUCACGAAAGUUUUCCUGACCAAAAACAGGUUUGAAUGAACUUUAUAUUGUUACUGAAAUCAAACCAAACAAAUUCAACUUUGAAAUGUCAUUCUGGAUGUUUAUCAAAAUACAAAUCAUCCUGGUUAUCCAGAGCAGCCCGGCUUCAUACCAACAGCCCCUAAAGCCGGUUUUCCAUUCCGCUCCGCGCGCAAAAUUCCGCUUAAUGGAAAACCGGAUAAUUAACGGGCUAGCUCGAAGUAUUCGGGGAGUGUAGCUAGCUAUCAUUUAAUUUAAACCUGGAGUAAAUGGUUAUCAACUCCAAAAAUAGUCUAAAAAUAAGACUAAAAUAGCUGUUGAGCCAAAUUCAAAAGCUACAAUCGGGGCAGGAUUUCCCUGAGUAAUUAUACAUCAGUUGGAGUUUGGUUUCAAUAUCCAUUCUCGUCCCCAGGCUACUAGUUUUGGUUCGCAACAGAUAUGCUUCUAUUCUUAAGCAAGGAACAUAUAGUAUGUCCAUGUAAUGCUUACAAGAGGAAAAAUGAACUGAACAUUUUUUAUAGUUAUAGAUAAAUAGUCUUUUGAGCAUAAUUAUUCAGCAUUAUUUGUAGUAUUUUUUAUUGUACUAGAUAAUAUAAAUCUUUUUAAUUAAUGACAAAUGUAUAAC